AGCCAUAUUGGCUGGAAGUGACGUAGAAUGCCGGAAACAGAAACAAUAGCACGAAAACAACUUCCUUUCCGACAUUCACAGGAGCAAGAUGUCGCUGGUGAUCCCAGACAAAUUUCAGCACAUUCUUCGUGUUCUCAACACGAACAUCGAUGGACGGCGCAAGGUGAUGUUCGCCCUGACAGCCAUUAAGGGCGUAGGGCGCCGCUUCUCAAACAUGGUGUGCAAGAAGGCCGAUGUCGACCUGAACAAGCGCGCCGGAGAGCUGACUGAGGAAGAGGUGGAGAAGCUGAUCACGAUCAUGUCGAAUCCCCGCCAGUACAAGAUCCCAGACUGGUUCCUGAACAGGCAGAAGGACAUCAAGGACGGCAAGUUCAGCCAGGUGACGUCGAACGCCUUGGAGAACAAGCUGCGUGAGGACCUUGAGCGGCUGAAGAAGAUCCGUGCCCACCGGGGUCUCAGACACUUCUGGGGCCUGCGUGUGAGGGGACAGCACACCAAGACCACUGGCAGGAGGGGAAGGACUGUUGGUGUGUCCAAGAAAAAGAACUAAGGGCUUCAAUAAAAGUGUUGAGCAUCAA
This is a messenger RNA of Ixodes scapularis (black-legged tick), 578 nucleotides long. It is a transcript of the gene RpS18, whose product is annotated as 40S ribosomal protein S18. Gene Ontology annotation, biological process: translation. The coding region runs from base 89 to 550 and encodes 153 amino acids. The transcript is spliced from 5 exons. The record is from RefSeq and is a predicted model, not a curated record. Gene Ontology annotation, cellular component: ribosome; cytosol; small ribosomal subunit. Gene Ontology annotation, molecular function: RNA binding; structural constituent of ribosome. Lineage: Eukaryota; Metazoa; Arthropoda; Arachnida; Ixodida; Ixodidae.